AUGCACAGCACGCUGCUUCAGUCGUCCCCCAGAAAACCGAGCCCGGCGGCGGAGCAGCAUGGCCCGCUCCACACGCACCCACUGAGAGACAUGGAAGCCAAACAGCACCCCAUCAAGAGCCUCAAAAGCUACCCCGAAACGGGUGGCCGCAGCCUGGCAGCGGCCGCCGGAGGUGGUGGUGGAGGAGGAGGAGGAGCGGGAGGAGGAGGCGGCGGCGGCGGAGGAGACGGCGGCGGCGGCGGUGGCUACCGAGCCGGCGCCGCUGAAAUGGAGAUGGAGGCGAAGAUCCAGAAAGCCGUCGACUUCAAGGCGGAGGGUCACCGCUGCUACAAGGAGAAGAAAUUUCGGGAGGCCAUCGGCAAGUACCACCGGGCUUUGCUCCAGCUGAAGGGGGUGCACGUUGUCGACGGGACCACGGGCUCUGAGGUCAACCUGCUCAACCAAGCCGCCGCCAAGCUGACGGAGGAGCAGCGGAGAGCCGUGGAGGGCACGGAGAUAGAGUGCUACGACAGCCUGACAGGUGAGCGGCCCGGGGGUCGGUCCGACGCGAGCCGAACCUCCUCUUCCUCGGAAAUCUCGGAAGGUGCCCUCGGGCUUUACUGCUGCCCCCAUUGUUCAUUUCGGCGCAAAAGAAGGGACGAGUUCUAG
Messenger RNA from Lampris incognitus (smalleye Pacific opah), 648 nucleotides. It is a transcript of the gene ttc9b, whose product is annotated as tetratricopeptide repeat domain 9B. Bases 1 to 648 code for a protein of 215 amino acids. The transcript has a single exon. NCBI's taxonomy places the organism in Eukaryota, Metazoa, Chordata, Actinopteri, Lampriformes, Lampridae. The record is from RefSeq and is a predicted model, not a curated record. Gene Ontology annotation, molecular function: protein binding.